Molecule: messenger RNA, 663 nt
Organism: Pecten maximus
Lineage: Eukaryota; Metazoa; Mollusca; Bivalvia; Pectinida; Pectinidae
Product: dihydrogeodin oxidase-like
Exons: 1
Coding region: 1-663 (220 amino acids)
Biological process (GO): iron ion transport
Cellular component (GO): plasma membrane
Molecular function (GO): copper ion binding; oxidoreductase activity
Source: RefSeq, a predicted model, not a curated record
AUGUGUUCCCUUAAUAUCGCCCUGAUUGUCCUGUUGACGAUUGUUGUACGCACUAUUGGUUAUGAGUGCGACAGAUCCGCCACGGUAUGCGAGACGACUCUCGUUAUCACACACAGCCAGACGAUGUUGCACGACACUGCGUCACAGGUUUACCCAGCCAAUGGAAAGCUGUAUAGGUAUGACGAUGUGAAUCAAACCACCGCUAUUCCUGCUGAUGAAGUUAUGACCGCUGAUGGAUGGGAAGACAAUAGACUAGUUGUUGUUGCGAAUGAAAGCCUUCCAGGCCCGCCGAUUAUAGUUUAUGUGGGACAAAGGGUCAAAGUUCGUGUCAUCAACAUGCUACCAUCAGAUACUGUGACAAUACACUGGCAUGGUUUACCUUUGUAUGGAAGGCCGUGGAUGGAUGGUACUCCUUUCUUGACUCAAUGCCCGAUUCUCCCUGGCCAGUCGUUUACUUACGACUUCUAUGCAGAACCCAAAGGGACACAUUGGUAUCACUCGCACGCUGGAAAUCAAAGAACGAAAGGUUUGAGCGGAGCUUUCAUUAUCAAAGAGCGGACGUCAACUGCCAGAGAGCAUAUCAUGACGAUACAAGAUUGGAAUCAUAACUGGGACGGGGAUAUGGAUUUGCAAAAGUUGAUGAAAGCUCAAGCAAAUCGUUGA